Neocloeon triangulifer is the source of this 4805-nucleotide messenger RNA. Its product is annotated as gamma-tubulin complex component 5-like. Gene Ontology annotation, molecular function: microtubule minus-end binding; gamma-tubulin binding. Bases 1933 to 4713 code for a protein of 926 amino acids. Lineage: Eukaryota; Metazoa; Arthropoda; Insecta; Ephemeroptera; Baetidae. Gene Ontology annotation, biological process: mitotic cell cycle; spindle assembly; cytoplasmic microtubule organization. Gene Ontology annotation, cellular component: equatorial microtubule organizing center; centrosome; gamma-tubulin complex. The record is from RefSeq and is a predicted model, not a curated record. The transcript is spliced from 25 exons.
UGUUGUUUUGUUAUUCCGAUAGAGUUUUGAUUUUUAAUAAGUUAAUGAAUCUAAUAACCACAGAUUUUCUUUCUGAAAUUCGAUUAAAUGACGCGGUAUGCGAGCGCAGAAACUUAUCCAUGAGAUUUCCAAUCUCAUUAGCAUCACAACACAUUUAUUUCAAACCUGGCGAGGAAAACUUCAAAAGGUGCAUGGAUUACACACUGUCAAUGUUCUUCAACCACACAUACCCAGACACAUACAAAACGCAAGUUCAGAACGACAUAGAAGCUCUGAUUGAAAAAUAUACAAUCAACGUCAACUUUGGGAAGGCCAGGAAAUUGAAAUCUGCAUUUGAUAAGUUUCUAGAGCUCUUGGGAGGAAUGGAAUCCAAAAACAAACAAGACAUAAUCGGUGUUGUUCGAUACUUGGUUUUGAUGGCCAAUCACUCCUCGGACAAAGACAAGGGCAUUGCUAGUAUUGGCGAGGAAUUUAUCCCCAGGGAAAUUGAUGAAUUUGACUGGCAUGCUUAUCUGAACCAGGGAAUCGAAAUCGCCAACGUAGAGGAGUCCGACGAGAGUGACUGGAGUGAAGAAUCUAAAUGUGAGGAGAUCAGCAAUAAGAGUGAGCAAUUUUUGUCUCAAAUAAUAACAGAAGACGAUUCCGAAAAACGAUGUUCUCACUAGUGUUGAAAUAUGUGAUGCCCAACAAACUCCAACUAAAGAAGUGUAAAGAAGGAAACAACACGGAAGAUUUAAAUGAAGCAUGGAAAGCAGGACAAGCAGGCUACAAGUUCAGUAAAAUCAAAGCAAACAGAAAUUUUCCUGCUCGUUUGCUUGCUGAACUCUGUUAUGGAGAUGAUUCUUUAAGAAUUAUUAGUGAAUACUCAGUGAUUCGAGAUAUCUGCCUGCGGGCUGAUUUUCAAGAAAGAAGCUUUUUGGAAAUAUUCCGUUUGUGGCGACGUCACAGUUUGCAGUUUAUCACCUGAAAUGUUUCGGAGCGUUUUGGGCUCUGUUACCCCAGCCUUGUGCAUGCUUGGCAAAAUGCACAAUUUUGUGGACAAGAUGCUGCCAAGUGCUCUUUACAGUGAGUUCCAAUACCCUCCAAAAACGGGUCUGCAGCUGGUGUUUGACAGGCAGAAUAAUUUUUUGCUUGAUCUCGAGAACGAGGUUAAAAAGCAAGAUGAUAUUUUCACAAUCAACACUUGCCUGGACUGGUUGCAGCCCUUUUUCAGAUUUCUCUACGAAGUGUACAAAGUUCACGAGCAGGCAGUUUUUGAAAAAUAUGACGUCCAGCAGUAUUGGGUCUGUUCUACCAAGCUCUUGUCCGUUCUCUGGUCGGAAGCAUAGCAAGCGUCGUCACUAGAAAUCUCGUCUGUUUUGAUCUCACUCCUCCUCAUCACACUGAAACCUUUGGAUCUAUUGAUUACCCUUCUGAGGAAUACUUUAUUUCAGGGUAAUUAAAAUAAAUAGCGAAAUGAAAAUUGCAUCUCAGCACAUCCUCGACUCUCGAGUUCAUGAUCUUGGCAGACUUGCACAAGAUCUGUUAAGGAACAAGUGCAAAAUCAGUGACCACUUGUCCGCAAUGCAGAAAGUGGCCUUCUUCGAGGUUUUUUCCAUGCAAGAGUUCAUUCAUUGGUUCAAUUUCGAAGAUCAACAAAGCAGCGCGAGAAUUCAAAAUUGGGAGACAACAUCUCGCCGGCUGUGGAGGGAGGGAACUGGAGAAACUCUCCACUCCACCAUAAAAAUGGAAGCGCUGAGCGGGGGUAGCUUUAAAUCUGCCUGACGACCACAAUUUUGCCUUUUGCCUUGUCUCUACUCGUCUCGAUCACGUCUCUGGCUCCGCACUGUGAGUGAGACUGCCUCUAAUUUGUCCAGCAAAAGCCGUUAAGGAGCAAUCGAGGAAAAACUACACAAAAACGAUUCGCCUGGCGAGGAAAACUUCAAAAGAUGCAUGGAUUACACAUUGUCCAUGUUCUUCAACCACACAUAUCCAGACACAUACAAAACGCAAGUUCAGAACGACAUGGAAGCUCUGAUUGAAAAAUAUACAAUCAACGUCAACUUUGAGAAGGCCAGGAAAUUGAAAUCUGCUUUUGAUAAGUUUCUGGAGCUCUUGGGAGGAAUGGAAUCCAAAAACAAACAAGACAUAAUCGGUGUUGUUCGAUACUUGGUUUUGAUGGCCAAUCACUCCUCGGACAAAGACAAGGGCAUUGCUAGUAUUGACGAGGAAUUGAUCCCCAGGGAAAAUGUUGAGUUUGACUGGCAUGCUUAUCUGAACCAGGGAAUCGAAAUCGCCAACGUAGAGGAGUCCGACGAGAGUGACUGGAGUGAAGAAUCUAAAUGUGAGGAGAUCAGCGAUAAGAGUGAGUCUCAAAUAUUUACAGAGGAUGAUUCCAAAAACGAUGUUCUCACUAGUGUUGAAAUAUGUGAUGCCCAACAAACUCCAACAAAAGAAGGAAACAACACGGAAGAUUUAAAUGAAGCAUGGAAAGCAGGACAAGCAGGCUACAAGUUCAGUAAAAUCAAAGCAAACAGAAAUUUCCCUGCUCCUUUUCUUGCUGAACUCUGUUCUGGAGAUGCUUCUUUAAGAAUUAUUAGUGAAUACUCAGUGAUUAGAGAGAUCAUUAUGGCGUUGAGAGACACUUCUGCCUGCGGGUUGAUUUUUAAGAAAGAAGCUUUAUGGAAAUAUUCCGUUUGCGGGGACGUCACAGUUUGCAGUUUAUCACCAGAAAUGUUUCGGAGCGUUUUGGGCUCUGUUACCCCAGCCUUGUGCAUGCUUGGCAAAAUGCACAAUUUUGUGGACAAGAUGCUGCCAAGUGCUCUUCACAGUGAGUUCCAAUACCCUCCAAAAACCUACCAAUCGUACGCAGCGGGUCUGCAGCUGGUGUUUGACAGGCAGAAUAAUUUUUUGCUUGAUCUCGAGAACGAGGUUAAAAAGCAAGAUGAUAUUUUUACAAUCAACACUUGCCUGGACAGGUUGCAGCCCUUUUUCAGAUUUCUUUACGAAGUGUACAAAGUUCACGAGCUGGCAGUUUUUGAAAAAUAUGACGUCCAGCAGUAUUGGAUCUGUUCUACCAAGCUCUUGUCCGUUCUCUGGUCGGAAGCAGAGCAAGCGUUGUCACUAGAAAUCUCGUCUGUUUUGAUCUCACUCCUCCUCAUCACACUGAAACCUUACUUGGACAUAACAGAAAACUGGUUCAUGUUUGGAUCUAUUGAUGACCCUUAUGAGGAAUACUUUAUUUCGGGGGAAGCUGCUGAAGCAGAAAAUACUCUGGAUGGAGACUACGUCCUGCACCCAUUUGAACAAUCGCUUUUAGAUUUGGGCGUCACUCCGAUGCCACUUCUGAAAAUUAUCGCAAAGACAGGUCUCACAGUUGGGCGAAGCAUUUGCCUGUUGAGAGGUCUGGACCACAUGGAUCAGAUACCAAAGUCCUCAGAGAGAUCGUCGAUUUACAAGGAGCUUGUUGAAAUUCUCAAAGCGGAGCUGAUUCCGUCAAAGACCAAUGACAAAACGUUAAUUCCUGACACAAAGUUUGGCUCUGAAAAUCAAGCAAGUGAAAAAAUCCUUCCUGAUUCACUAGAGCAAUACACGCUGGAUUACAUUUUAUCCACAAGUGAUGCCAAUGUUUUAGAAGCUUUUGGGGACGUAUUGAAUCUAGGCUUGGAGUCGAACUAUCAACAAGAGGAGUUUGAUUAUUACGAAAGAUUAGAAUUCCCCAUCGGCUCUGAAGAUCUUUGUUCUAUCCAGUCCUUGAAUCAUAUCCUUUGUGAUGCAGUUCAGCACAUCCUCGACUCUCGAGUUCAUGAUCUUGGCAGACUUGCACAAGAUCUGUUAAGGAACAAGUGCAAAAUCAGUGACCACUUAUCCGCAAUGCAGAAAGUUGCCUUCUUCGAGGUUUUUUCCAUGCAAGAGUUCUGCACUUUCCUUGUAGAAGAGACUGCCAAAGAUGACAACUGGCUCAGUUGGGCCAAUUGGGUUCUUCUUACUAACAAACUCCAAGUAUGCUUGAGUGAUCUCCACUUAGAUUGGUCGCAUCUUUUUUCCAUUCAAGUCGCAACUGAUUACACGGCAAAUGCCAUUUCUGAGAUAACAGAGGGCUUUCCAUUGAUGCAGUUAAUCAAUCGACUUUCGCUUAAUUACUUGAUGAAAUGGCCUACAAACCUUGUACUGACUGAAGCCAACAUGCAGCUAUAUAAUAAUGUUUUUCGAUUUUUCCUGAAAAUUAAGUGUGCUUUAUCAAGCUUGCAAAGAAUCUGUCUCGAUGAAACGUCCCCAGUCAUGUCUGGUAAUGUUGACUUGAGUCACCGUUUGUGGAUACUUCGCUCUUGGCUCCUGUUUUUACUUCGGACAAUUCACGACCAUAUUCUGAGCCACAUUUUACUCGACUUGAAGCAAAAUUUAGAUCAGCGCCUUUGCAGUGCCAAUAGCUUUCACUCGGCUCUUGAGGCACACGAAAGAUUUGUGAAGCACUCGCAUUACUCCUGCCUUCUUUCGAAGACGCAUUCAUCAGCCCAGGAGCACAUAAUGGAGGUGGUUGCUCAAGCCAUGGUGAUUUGUGAUGCCUUUCAAAAUGGAUCUAUUGAGCAACAAUGUGUGGAGAACAUGGAGCUGAAACUGAAUCUAGCCUUCAACUUUUUGACCAUUUUCUACGACUCUGUGGCCACUUCGUCAAGCUCUGUGCACCUUAUGGGACUUUCUGUGGCCCUCAAUGAAAAGGCUCCUAACUUCUAAGGGAAAAAAUCUACCAUCCAAUUGUUGUUAUUUAUUUGUCUAAAAUUCUAUUUCAAGGUAGCAAUUAAAAUCGCAAAAUGCAAUUUAAACAG